AUGUGCGCAAGAGAAUUGGUUAGGGGAUCUGCAGAGAGUGGCUACCAAGAUUUACCAGUCUAUUUGCAUAUGAUUAAAGAAGCAAAUCCAGGGACAUUCACUCGCCUUGUAGUAGAUUCUAGUGACAGAUUCAAGUAUCUUUUCAUCGCAUUUGGUGCUAGCAUCAAGGGUUUUCCAUUCAUGAGGAAGGUCGUUGUUGUCGAUGGCACAUUCUUGCAAGGAAAGUUUAGAGGUCGCGAGUUGUUUGGCUUGGUGAAAAAGGCAGCUAAUUCAUACAGACUUUCGGAUUUUGAGACCAUAUUCGAUGAGAUCAAAGCCUUGCACCCAGCAUUGCAUGGUUAUUUGCAGAAAGCAGAUGUACUGAAGUGGGCGAGAGCUCAUUUCCCUGGUGAUAGGUACAAUUUGACUACGACCAACAUAGCUGAAUCUAUCAAUAGAGUUCUUUCAGAUGCACGGAGUUUGCCGGUUGUAGAACUUAUAGAAGCAAUAAGGCAAAUGAUGACUCGCUGGUUUUCGGCACGAAAGAUUGAUGCAAAUUCAAUGAAAACAACUCUGACUCGUGGAGUAGAAAAGCUUUUAGAGGGCCGUGUACCUUAUGUUAAGACACUGAGCGUGCAACAGAUAGAUAUUCACCAAUAUCAGGUGUCAGGUGUCUCAUCUACCCACGUAGUGAACGUGACAGAGCGAAGUUGUUCAUGUCGCAGAUUUGACAUAGAAAAGCUACCUUGCGUGCACGCAAUUGCAGCAGCUGAGGCGAGAAAGUUAUCAAUCAUUUCAUUGUGUCAUCCAUACUAUUGUACAAACUAUCUGUACAACGCUUACUCCGCGGUAGUAAUGCCGAGAGAUGCUGAUACAUCAGUCCCUGAUAAUGUCGCAGGAAUAAUUUGUUUGCCUCCUGAGGUUCGCCAACCACCAGGGAGACCCAAAAAUUCAAGAAUGAAGUCUUGGCUUGAGAAAGGUGAAAAUAAGAAACAACCAAGAAAGCAGCAUAAAUGUUCGAUUUGUAAUCAAGGUGGUCACAAUUGCAAAACUUGUCCUGUUGGUUAG
Molecule: messenger RNA, 1047 nt
Organism: Raphanus sativus (radish)
Lineage: Eukaryota; Viridiplantae; Streptophyta; Magnoliopsida; Brassicales; Brassicaceae
Exons: 3
Coding region: 1-1047 (348 amino acids)
Molecular function (GO): zinc ion binding
Source: RefSeq, a predicted model, not a curated record